GCGCAAACGUCAGUCAAAGACUACCAGAAAAUCUAACGGGAAUUGAAGUGAAGGAAAAGGCGAAAGUUUUCAGUUUUUAUUGUGGUUUCCACUUAUAAGUGCCGAAGAAACGUUUGUUUUUCGUGCUUUCUCAUAUUUGGGACAAUAUUGUGCGUCGAUUAGUGCUUUUACAUAAUCCGUUGUUUUUUUCUUUACAGAUAAUUCGUCUGCUUUUCAACUCCAUUUCAGGUUUAGAAAGCAAUGGCAGAAACAGCCUUAGAAGAUGUAUCUCUAAUCCCACCACCACCAGGGACUGCAGAACCACCACCUCUACCACCGGACGAUUUACCCCCUUUACCCCCAACACCUCCAGAACCACCCAAAAACAACCCUGAAACCCCUUCAACCCCCACAAAUCAAAAUAACACUUCCUCAUGGCCUUCGACUCCAGUUUGGCCCUAUUAUAACAAUGGUUACAACAAUUACACUUCCCAAUAUAAUGCCUUUUAUGAAUGGAACAAUCCUUAUUUUAAUGGAGGCAAAAUGCAACCUCCCAUACCCAGUCUCCUUAACCAAAUGGGUCCUAGAAACAGUUUCUCCCCAUAUGGAAAUAAGCCCAUCAGGUUUCAACUGAAUGGCAAAAGAUUGCCAAACCAAAACGCCUUCCUGGGCAACUCUCCAAACAGCGGAGCGUCAAAAAAGAAACGCAAGAAGAACAGAAACAAUCCGAACUUUCAAAAUCAACAACACCCAAACUUUACUGGAGGAUUCAAUUUGCCACCCAAUCAAUUCAACACCCCUCCACCCCCUUUGCCUCCGCCAGAGGACGUUAACAAUAUUCCUAAGCCAGAACCUCCUCCAGAAAUAUUACCUCCAUUGCCACCAGAGGCUCCACCACCUCAAAACCCAAUUGUUUCUAAUCAUUUGAUUACUGAAAAUGGUAACAUGUCUGAGAAGCAGGGAGCUUCGACUGCAAUGAAUUCGACUGGUGGAAAUCCGGCAGACGAUUGGCCUCCCAGUUUGAAGGAUUACGUGCAUGCCUGCUAUGCCAAAUGUAAAACUAAUAUUGAUAAAAAUCAGGUUGAAAUAAUCUUAAAAGGUAAAAUAACAGCAGCCUAUCAAUCUGGUCAACUUAACAAAGACUGGAGCAAUGAACCAUUACCAAACAUCCAUUCAGAAUCGCAAAACAAUCAUGCUUCUCCGGCCACACCCAAGUUUAUUGGCCAACCGAACAUCAAAACUGGCCUUUUGGCCCAAUUUCAGCAGACUAAAAAGGGACUGAGUCCGGCCCUAGGGGCUCGGCUAGGUACCAGGGGCGGUUUUAAGGCCAGAAACAAGAAUUCCAGAUCCAGAUCGAGAAGUCGAAGCCCUAGAAAAGGGAGGAGCCGAAGUAAAAGUCCUAGGAAACAUAAACACUCCAGUUCAUCAAGUACGUCAAGCGAGGAAGACUACAAGUUGGUAAUAAAGCCACCACAGCAGCAACCAAAGAAAGGUAAGAUAGCGGAGCGGCUGGGUCCCCAAAAAGGGCCCAAACCAGGCAAUAAGUUGUCAAAAAAGCAGAAAAAUAAGGAAAAAAAGGCGGCUUUUUAUCAAACGUUCGGUCAAUCCGUGGAGGAGGAUUCGGAAAUUUUGCAGCAGAGAGCAGCGCGUUUUAGCGGUAGCUCCAAGUCAAAUUCGUUAUCUUCAAUUGUCGUACCACGGUUUUCUAUCGACCCUACCCCAAGCCCUGUUGAACCAUCGGAAAUGGACUGGUCGAGCAUGCACAUCAAGGGAACUUGUAGAGAAAUCGAAAAAUCAUUUUUGCGACUGACAAAAGCGCCCGAGGCGUGUGACGUGCGGCCCGUGGAAGUUUUACGGUUGGCCCUCACUAAUGUUAAAGAGAAAUGGUUACAGAAACAGGAUUAUUUUUAUGCUUGUGACCAGCUGAAGAGUAUCAGGCAAGAUUUAACGGUCCAAGGUGUACGAAACGAAUUCACGGUGCAAGUAUAUGAAACGCACGCGCGGAUCGCCCUAGAAAAGGGCGACCACGAGGAAUUCAACCAAUGCCAGACCCAAUUAAAAUCGCUGUAUUGCGAGGUCGGCGGACAGAAUCGUAACGAAUUUACCGCCUACAGAAUCCUCUAUUAUAUCUUUACGAAAAACACCUUGGACAUAAUGACCAUAAUGAAAUCUCUAACAAAACAAGAAAAAUCCGAUCCGGUAAUAUCGUUCACGUUAAAAAUCCGACAGGCUUGGGGUAGCGGGAAUUUCCACAAAUUUUUUGCCUUGUAUUUAGUAGCUCCUCUCAUGACCGGGUUUCUUAUUGACUGGUACAUUGAGAGGGAACGAAAAGAAUACCUUAAGUGUAUUAUCAAAAGCUACCGACAGACGAUCAGCACCGAAUUCGUAAUGCAGGAGUUGGCGUUCAAAAGUGAGCAGGACUGCCUCGAUUUUCUAGAACCAUUUUGUCUGGUUUUCACCGACGCGACUAAGAAACACAUCGAUUGCAAAAAUAGUAUGGCCUCCUUGGCCAACAUCUAAAUAAAAUCCCCGGCCUUCUUUUAUAAAGGAGCGCACUUGCAGUUUGUCCAUUAAAUCAUCCAUCAGACGGUCUUCUCGGCAAAAUCUUUAAUGUGAAAAUGAAUGAUGAACGUUUGGCGAGCAUCCUUCGCCACCAAAAAAAAAGUGCCGUUUAAAUACAGUGAAUUAUUUAGCGGCCGAUCCCGCCACACAAGGCUAGUGAUACGGAUUUCCUUUAGUUAAGGUUAAAUUUUGUUUUAUAUGGAGGGAAGUGAGAUCUUCUGCUGCUGGUUCCCGUGGUGUAUAUUACUCGAUUUGUUGUAUAUAGCAAGUUUUUUUCUCAUUGUUGUUCUUUUUUUUAUUUACAAAGUAUGUAUUAAACAUUUGAAAUGACAGUUAUAAUUAAUAACGUUCCGGAUAUGAUAAAACGUUACUAUUUAUUAGACAGUUUUUGUGAUUAUUAAUUGCUAAUAAACUGUCUUUUUUUU
Molecule: messenger RNA, 2966 nt
Organism: Anthonomus grandis grandis
Lineage: Eukaryota; Metazoa; Arthropoda; Insecta; Coleoptera; Curculionidae
Product: leukocyte receptor cluster member 8 homolog
Exons: 8
Coding region: 241-2499 (752 amino acids)
Cellular component (GO): nucleus
Source: RefSeq, a predicted model, not a curated record